AUGGAGGUGUAUAACCGCCACAACAGGAAGCAGUGCCUUAUCUGCCCACGUCUCGACACAUACCCCUGCGCCAAGUGCGAUUGUUCACACUAUUGCAGCAAGGAAUGUCAAGUGGUAGAUUUGCCAGUCCACCGUACCAUCUGCAAAUCAUUCGCACAGUUCAAGGAUAAACCCAGCCCAGCCGUAUGUCGUGCCAUCUACUUCCCGGUCGACCGUCCCAAUCCCGAGUUCGUGUGGCUGGAGCUGGAUAAGCAAUAUGCUUACGAUCAACCUGACCUUGCCGCGAUGCGAAAGUCCUUCUUGGGAGAUUCGGAAGACUACCUGUGGCCAAUCCAGCUCAACGCAGAUUUUGUCCGCAUGACGAAGGUCUAUCCUCAUAUCAUACUCGGCUGCGGCUCNAAAGAUGCUCCAGCCAACCAAAGCAUCUCAACUUUGAUUGGCAAGGAGUCAUACGGCGUGAGAGGGCCAUUCAUCGCUUAUGGCCAAGUCAAGGUAAUCAAAGAAGAUGGCGAGAAGUACCCCGUUGUCACAGAUCUUGACACAACCGACCUUACCAUCCUCACCAACUACUUUCUGGGACGCCAUAAACACGAUGAAGCAACCUUGGACAGCGUGCGUAUCUACAGCAACCGUAACAGCAGACCAGGCCACCGUUUCAAUGCUAACACCAUCAUGUCCACCGUGGCAAUCUGCAACGGUGACCUCGGUCUUUGGUCUCCCAUCUCCAUCUUCUUUGGCAUGCCUCUUGCCGUCAUGUUCCAGAUCCCUCUAAGAGACAACCAGAAUGAUACCCCGAAUAUUCGCGAGCAGAUUGAUAAACUCCGGGCUCAGAUGCCUCCAGAUUCUGGCAACAGAAUAGCAUCACUCCUUAUGGUCGACAUGGGCAUGCGCAACGACUCCUUCGCUCAAGAUUUUGGCACAAUACCUUCUGAGUACCCCGUGGGAGACGCUAUCGUCAUUCGCAAAGACCAGAAGCCCUUGAGCCCAGCCUACCUGCAUGCUUUCUGCACUUGGAUCGAAGAAGACCUGCUCCCCAAAUUCACCGAUGCCAACAUGCAGAUCAAGUACGCCUUGGCCACUGAGCUUGAUGAGGAGGAUCCAAAGAACGGGGAACGAGCUUGUUACUUGAGCAUGCUGCGCCAGAAGAUGUGGGACCGCUGUUCCAGAACCAGAUUCAAUGCUUGGUGCAAGGAGAAGGGAAUCAACAUGGGUCAGCUGGGUCAGCUCUGA
Aureobasidium musti is the source of this 1230-nucleotide messenger RNA. The record is from the annotation of a GenBank genome assembly. NCBI's taxonomy places the organism in Eukaryota, Fungi, Ascomycota, Dothideomycetes, Dothideales, Saccotheciaceae.